AUGGACAUGAACGUUGUAGAAGAUUGGAUUCUCUAUAUCCAGAACAACCCCAUUGUGCAAUCACCCAAUACCAUCCCCAAAGAUGAAGUCACCAAAGAAGAACAAGAUACCUACCCCCCAAUCACUCCCCUCCCAUCCCUCAACUGGGAAACCACCGAACCAACCAAGUACCGACCCUUCAAGCCAAAGUACCACCUCAGCAUGGCCCUAACAACAACCGACAUCUCCCACCUCAUCCCCAUGGACAAAACCUACAAAGAGCGUCUCACUCUCCGCCAAUCCCUCCUCACCCAAUACCCCACCAUCGUAGUAGGCGUCACCCCAGCAGGCCAAAAGCCAGAUAGUCCCGUCCACGCCGCCAUCACCGAACUAUACGAGUUUAUAGUCGGCGUUUACCUUCCCACUCGCUACCCGAGCAUGUUUACACUUGAAACGACCACCCAUCCACAAUCCCAAGAUGACAACACCAACACCAAUAAUAAAGAGAGUACUAAUAAAACCCUAUUAAACAAAAUAACCAACACCCGCAUCCCCCUCCCCCACCGCGGCUCUGGACGUGACGUCCUCUCUACACUAGGUACAUUCGUCGACGAGGAUUUUCUCGUUUUACUUCCUGAAUCAUCAUCAUCCUCAUAUCCAACAGAAAAAGAAGAAGAACAAGAGAAGAAAUACACCCUAGAAGCAUACACGACCUUCUACCCCGCCGGCUUCGACACGCGCGAGAAACUCGGAAAGCGGCUCUCGACGAUCCAUGACCCCGUGCCGCGUUAUAAAGAGCGGUUGGAGAAGAGUAUGGAUCGGUUUUUUGCCAAAUUGGAGGUGGGUAAGGUUGUGCAGCGCGUCAAUUGGAGUAUUAAUACCCCCGGGACGGGGCUGUUUGCUGCGUUUGGGGGGUUGCAUGGGCAUGAGGGGGAGAAAGGGGAGAGGGAGUUGGGGGUUGAGGAGGUGGAUGGGGAGGGGACUCUUCUUCGGUGUGAGCGUCAGACUCUACAUCGGUUACCGAAGACCAAGGCGCUGGUGUUCACGUUCCAUACGUAUACGUACCCUAUUCGGGAGAUCAAGGAGGAAGGGCUAGGUGAGGAAUUGGCGUUGGCGAUUGAUGGGUUGAAAGAGGGGAAUGUGCCAGAGAUUCAUCGGUAUAAGAGGGGUCCUGUGUGGGGGGAGGCGGUUAAGGCGUAUUUGAGGGCAUAG
Aspergillus costaricaensis CBS 115574 is the source of this 1191-nucleotide messenger RNA. RefSeq names its product heme-dependent oxidative N-demethylase family protein. The transcript has 4 exons. Lineage: Eukaryota; Fungi; Ascomycota; Eurotiomycetes; Eurotiales; Aspergillaceae. Bases 1 to 1191 code for a protein of 396 amino acids. The record is from RefSeq and is a predicted model, not a curated record.